Molecule: messenger RNA, 3608 nt
Organism: Chlamydomonas reinhardtii
Lineage: Eukaryota; Viridiplantae; Chlorophyta; Chlorophyceae; Chlamydomonadales; Chlamydomonadaceae
Exons: 9
Coding region: 236-2743 (835 amino acids)
Molecular function (GO): RNA binding
Source: RefSeq, a predicted model, not a curated record
CUGAACGGGCGACCUUCUUGGUGGAGGCUGUCUGCGACUCAGCGUUGAGCCCCUCCCUGCGUGUCGAGCAAUCGGACGUGGGGCUGGUUGCGCCCGCGACUGUUCAUCACGCAUCCUUCUCCUCAAACUCUAAAAUUCCUUGGUGAACACAUAACAGAUCCACUUCAAGUUGAUCAUUGCCUGCGUUCAACCCCGGGUUCACGAUCACCGUCGCACGAGUUUGGAAUAAGCCGGAAUGAAGCGCAAGGCUGAUGACCUUGGGCCACCACCAGGUGGUCGAGGAGGAGGACGCGGCCGUGGGCCCCCUCCGCGUUUUGGACCUGGCCCUGGCCCCUUCGGCGGCCCGCAUGGCCCGCCUGGUCCUCGGGGUGGCCCGGGCGGUCCGCCACCAGGCCCGAUGCUGCCCCUGCCGGGCGGCCCCCCGCCUCCCCUGGAGCCCCUGCCUGAGGAGCCGCUAGUACUGCAGGAGAUUCUGCUUGCCAAGCGCCUGGCUGGCGUCCUAAUUGGCACGGGCGGUAGCAACGUUUCGAGGGUGCGCCGCGAGUCGCGGUGCAAGGUGCACGUGUCGGAGGCGCGCGGGCCCGAACAGAUGCAGGCGGUGGAGCUGACCGGCACGGAGAAGCAGAUCGGCGCGGCGCUGGCCUCCAUCCGCCGCGUGCUGGCGGAGUUUGACGCCGAGGCCAAGUUUGACGUCAAGCCCACAGUGGAGACGUCGGUGGAAAUUUUCCCGGAAAUGGUGGGCAGCGUGCUGGGCAAGGCCGGAGCCACCAUCAAGGUCAUCCGCCAAAAGAGCGCCGCCACCGUGCGCGUGGAGGAGCUGAUCCCCGGCGAGCGCUUCCAGCUGGUGCACAUCAGCGGCACCGUGGAGCAGGUCAAGAUCGCGUACGCAGAGGUCAAGGGCAUCGUGGACCGCUUCGACCCGGCCAAGGUGCGCGGCGGCUUCCCGCCGCCCAUGCUGCCGCCGCCGGGGCCGCACCGCCCCAUGGGCCGUUACGGCCCGCCCAUGCUGGGGCCGCACGACGACCCCUACGGCCCGCCGCCCGGGCCCGACCCGCGCGACCGCGGCCCGCCCGGCCCGGGCCCCGACUGGUACGAUGACGGCUACGACUACGGGCCCCCGCCGGGUCCCGGCCCCGGCCCUGACGGCCCCGGCGGCUACGGCCCCAUGGGCCGCAUGGACGGCGGGCGCAUGGACUCGGGCAGGAUGGACGGCGGGCGCGGGCCGCCGCCACGUGGCGGCGGUGGCCCGUACGGCCCCAUGCGCGCCAGCCCGCCGCCGGACCGGUACGGUCCCGGCCCGGGCGGGCCGGGCCCCCGAGGCGACAUGGGGCCGGGUGGGUACGGCGGCGGCCCUGGACCGGACGGCUACCGCGGCGGCCCUGGACCGGACGGCUACCGCGGUGGGCCGGGGCCGGACGGGUAUCGUGGCGCCCCGGGACCGGACCCUCGCAUGGGCGGCCCCAGCUCGCAGCCUUACCAGCAGCAGCAGCCUUACCAGCAGCAGCAGCAGGGCCCGCCUCAGCAGCAACAACAGCAGCAGGGGCCCCCGCAGCAAUACGCGCCUAUGCAGCCGGCGCAGCAGCAGCAGCAGGCGAUGCCCGCGGCCUCGACCAUGCCUGCGGGCGGCGGCGGGCAGGUGGGCCCGGUGGUGCUGAUGCUGCAGCCGGACGGCACUUACAAGCCGGCGCAGGUGGUGCUGUACAACCCAGCCACCGGCACCAGCGCGCCGGCGGCGAUGGGGCCUGGGCAGACGGUGACUGCAAUGCAGGGCGGCAUGCCGGGCCAGGUGGUCACGCAGGCGGGUGCCGUGACCGCCAUGCCGGUCGGCCAGGGCGGACAGGUGGUGUAUGGUGGUGGUGCCACCUUUGACGCCAGCUCGCUGAGCCAGCUCACGUCCUCCAUCAACGCGUACAACGCCCAGCAUCAGCAGCAACAACAGCAGCAGCAGCAGCAGCACGCGCCCGCAACUGCAGCCGCGGGAGGCACGAUCGGCAAUGCGGGGGCGGUGUCGACCGCGCCCACGACUGCUUACGGUAUGUACGGCCAGACAGCGGUCCAGCAACAGCAACAGCAGCAACCCCAGCAGCAGCAGCAGCAGCAGCAGCCGCACUCCCAGCAGUCUCAGCAGCAGGCGCAAAGCCAGCAGCAACAGGGGCAGCAACAGCAGCAGCCGCAGGGGCAAGGCCAGGCGCAGCAAAUGCAGCACUCCAACCAGUCGAGCCAACAGCAGCAACAGCCCCAACAACAGCAACAGCAGCAGCAGCCUCAACAGCAGCAGUCCCAACAACAGCAGCCCCAACAGCAGCAGCAGACCGGCAUGUCUGCCGCGCAGGGCCAAGUGCAGGCUACAGCCGCGAACGCUAACACGGGCACGGCCAUGGUGGCAGCGGUGCAGCAGCAGGUGGCAGCGGCGCAGCAGCAGCAAGCGGCGGCGGCGCAGGCGGCGUACGGUGCGUAUGGGCAGAUGGCUUCGACCAUGUACGGGCAGGGCAUGGUGGGUGCUGCGCAGGGUGGGUACGGGAUGACGCCGGAGCAGGUACAGGCGUACCUGCGCACCCAGUACACAGCCGCAGCCGCGGCGCAGCAGCAGCAGCAAGCCUACAACCCCUACGCCGCUGCAUACCCGCACUAUGCGCAAAUGUACGCGGCACAGCAGCAGUCGGCGGCACAGGUCAAGCCCGAGGUUAAGACAGAAGCGCCGGCGGGUGCGGUCUACCCUUACCAGUACACCGCGCCCUCUUAACCCCACCCCUAACAACUCCAGCGCCCUCCGAUGGUGCGCUGCCGUCUAAGGGUUGAACGCACGCAGCGACGUCGGAACGGGAACCUGAACGGCAGGAGAUGUGCCCGCCCUGCAGCUGCUAAGCAAGUGUUGGCAAACACGGGCAUCUGAGGUUUACAAGCACUCUCGACACAACGUGAACGCAACUCGCGCGGACGCAGCCAACGGAGGAAAGGGCCGCGGCCCGUUUCAGGAGUUGCAGCGGCGGUGAAGUCUUAUGCGUGGAUGAGAGGUGAAAAGAAGCGAAGUGUUAUGCGCAAUCGGGGUAACCGUGGGGAAGCAAGGAGGCUGCCACUUGGUUGAGCGCACACGCCGCGAAAGGUUGAUACAGUUGGUGGAUACACAACACCCGCGUCUUUCUUGGCUAGAUCCAGCAACACGGAGGAAGGACGAGAACGCGCUGCAUGGCAGUCUGCCUUCGGGUCCCAACCUGUCGAGCAGGAACCUGGCGGCAUGAUGCUGUCGCAUACGUUGUUUGUGGACGGACUAGCGUGGCGGUUGGCUCUAGACGGGGACGCGGGCACGGACAGCGGCAGGUCGGGACGCGUGAGGAAAUGCAGGAAUGAAGCAAUGCCAGGGGUGUGCGAUGGGACAGGAUUUAGGCAGGUUGGCGAGGUCCCGUAGGGUGCAGCUGACGCCCAUACCCCAGGUAAACGGUAAACACUUGUCAGCGGCAGAGCAGGAGUGCAUGCCAGGGGCAACGCCAGGGGUGAACAACGUGAGGCUAGGUGGAGUGAAGAGAGGUUGCGCAGACAAAAUGAAUCCCCGCUGAAGACACUGAGAAUGAGCAGCAGGAAAACAUGCACAGGUGUAAACGUUACACAAC